AUGCCCCCUAUGGGCAUGACGCCUCUGUUGGUGACUCUGUGCCCUAUGACAGAGUGUUCUUCAGUGUUACCUCAGUUCCAGGAGUCCCAGCAGGACAUGGACGGAGAGUCAAGGCGUUCAGAACAUCACCAACAGCCCAUGACACCGAGACAGUUUCAGGACUGGCGGAAUAGUCUAGGCAAGAGUUCAGCACCAGACCAGGAUAGACUGAACCUGCAAGGUCUUGACCAGGGUCCAGCACAAGACAAGGAAACACUGCCAGGUCUUGACCAGGGUCCAGCACAAGACAAGGAAACACUGCCAGGUCUUGACCAGGGUCCAGCACAAGACAAGGAAACACUGCCAGGUCUUGACCAGGGUCCAGCACAAGACAAGGAAACACUGCCAGGUCAUGACCAGGGUCCAGCACAAAAUAAGGAAACACUGCCAGGUCAUGACCAGGGUCCAGCACAAGACAAGGAAACACUGCCUGGUCUAGAACAGGGUCUAUCAAAAGACAAGGAGAGACCGCAAGGUCUAGACCAGGGUUUAGUGCAAGAUGAGGAACCAGCACAAGACCAGGCGAGUCGGAAUUACUUCCAUCAAGUCCAGGAUCAGGAUCGUUCACUAGGCUCCAAUAAAUGCACAACAGAAGAACAUGAUCCUUCCAUAAAGGUCUCAGACCAGGAUGAGGAUCCACCAGGGAACCAGGACUAUCAAUGUAAUUUAGACCUGGAGCAAUGCACAGCUCAUAGCGCAGACCAGGGUGAAAACAGGCUGAGUGGUGUGAACCAGGAUCCAGUAUAUUUUGGUCCCGCACAAGACCACAGCAGCCCUCAUGAUAUCCCCAUUCUGGUAUCAGCUGGGAACCAGAACCAAACACAGGACUCAAUCCAUGAUCUAGCUGGUGGAAUGGAUCUACCACACUGCACAGAUCCAAAUCCAACCCCAAAACAGGACCAAGAGAAACUGCUUGGGACAGACCAGGAGCAGGCCCUAGUGGACCCAGAUAGACGACUUAACCCAAACCAGGACCACAGCACAGAUGAGGCUUGUGGGGAAGAUGCGGCAGGGGAACAAGGCGCCUGUAUCCCAGCGGUGGUGAUCACUCAGACAGAAGGGAGCCGGGGGCCAGUGGUGAAUCAAGGUGGAGAGACAGCGCCAGAGGUAACGGAGAGAGUGGAGGCUGGACCACUGUGGCCACAGACACCAGCAGAGAGGCCAGAGAUACCAACAGGACCAGAGAGACCACAAGAACUAGCAAUCGCAGCCAUGAUUCCAGUGACCACUUUAGACCUCAGCCCCAGCCCUCUCAGUGCAGACCUCAGCCCCAGCCCUCUCAGUGCAGACCUCAGUCCCAGCCUCAUCGAAGGGGGGGACCUACUGGCCUGCUGUGAUCUGCUGUCCCUGAAGAGUGACACUGUGUCCCUGGCCAGGAGCGAGGGAUAUAUCCAGGAAGAAGAUACAAGAAGUGUGGCUGCAUCCUCUGUCAUGUCUGUGUUCCCCAGGAUUCAGUUGGAUCCUCUGGAGAAGGACUGGCUACGAUCCUGUGCCCUGGGGAACACCGCUGCUCUCCGACAGCUCCUCACACAGGACCCCAGCCUGGCCUCAAAGAAGAUGCCUAACAUUUGCACUCUAUUCCCAUGCGUUUGCCUCUCUCACCAGGACUUCAUCACUACGGCACUUCACUGGGCAACCAAGCAAGGCUGCGUGGAGGCUGUGGACAUGAUGGCUCGCACCGGCGUGGACGUCAACAUCAGAUCGUCCAAAGGCUUCCGAAGGAACUUCUCCUCAACUCUGGGCUGCUGGUUUGAUAAAGCAGUGCACCACAUCAGCUAG
Messenger RNA from Oncorhynchus keta (chum salmon), 1818 nucleotides. RefSeq lists its product as uncharacterized. The record is from RefSeq and is a predicted model, not a curated record. The coding region runs from base 1 to 1818 and encodes 605 amino acids. Gene Ontology annotation, molecular function: protein binding. Lineage: Eukaryota; Metazoa; Chordata; Actinopteri; Salmoniformes; Salmonidae. The transcript is spliced from 8 exons.